Messenger RNA from Zophobas morio, 4551 nucleotides. Its product is annotated as proliferation marker protein Ki-67-like. Gene Ontology annotation, biological process: regulation of chromosome segregation; regulation of mitotic nuclear division. Gene Ontology annotation, molecular function: protein binding. Bases 139 to 4467 code for a protein of 1442 amino acids. The record is from RefSeq and is a predicted model, not a curated record. The transcript is spliced from 6 exons. Gene Ontology annotation, cellular component: nucleus; chromosome. NCBI's taxonomy places the organism in Eukaryota, Metazoa, Arthropoda, Insecta, Coleoptera, Tenebrionidae.
UUCAAACAACAGACGCCAAGUGAAGCGAUGGACGCUACAAGUAACGGUUGAAAACAGUAGUGUUAGUUUUCCGCGUUUUUUCGUAUUGUAACGGUUUAAAUAUUCGUGAAAAGCGUUAAUUAAUCGGUUUCUGUCAAAAUGAAAUCCGCCCAGCUGGGAUACUUGGAGUUUCAACCCAAAACGGGAAAAUCGCCCCUGAAGUAUUUCCUGGAACCCGGACCGACAACCAUCGGAUCGGCCUUAUCGUACGACAUUCGGAUUAAAUCGAAAAGUCUGGCUUCGGAGCCAGUGUUUUGUGUUUUAGAUGUGAAGGACAACGGAACGGCUGUUUUGGAAAAUAAGUGCAAACAAGCUGUUUUAUAUAAUGGAACGAAAAUGAAGAAGGAGCAAGUUUUGAAGAAUAACGACGAGUUUUUGGUUGGGGGAAAGCAGUUUCGCUAUGUAAACAAAGCUGCAACGGUGAAAAAAAUCAACGCCUUGGUGAGCAAAACCCGCCAGUCAGUCACCCCCAACUUCAAAAUCAAAUCAUCUUCGCGAAUCCCACUCCCGUCAAGAUCGGCCGCCCCCACCCGACGAAGUCUAUCGGCCACCAAGCCCAAGAAGGACACCCCCGGACGUUCCUGCGCCAGCGCACGACCCGAUAGACACCCCAACCCCAUGUCCGACUGGGAAAGUACCAACAGCCCCAACGUCGUCGCUGGGCGCUCUUCCAAAAAAACCGACCUGGGAGUGCUGGUCCGAAAAUCUCUCUUCCUGAAAAACAAGGGCGACAUUUCCUUCAGUAACUCCAUUUCGGUGGAAAGGGGCGAACAGAAGUCCUUCAUGUUGAAGGUCGACGGGUCCAUUUCCCCGAAAAACUCACCCAAGGCGAAAACUCCGUCACCGCGAGGGGUGAAAAGGGGGCGCUCGUCGGUCACUGGCACUGCUAGGGUGAACAAAAGGCGCAAACCGAACAAACAGUUCAGUUUCAACGUGUCGAUUUCGGGAGAAAGCGACAUUUUCGACGAGUCCACGUCCCCUCUGAGUAGUUCAGAGCAGGACUCCAGUUUUUACGAUUCGAGCUUCUAUGACUCUCCACGGGCAGUUUCGAGCCCUAGGAAGUCCAUCAUUGAUCUAACUGAAGAGACAAAGGUUCGAAAAUCGCCACGUAAUGACUUAAGCAACGUUAGCGGAGUUAAGAGACUGUUAAAAACUCCCAAGGUAGAGAAAAGUCCACGCAACGACCUCACGGAAGUCCUAAGAACUCCCAAAGUUCAGAAGUCGCCUUUGAACGACUUAGGUAAUGUAAGCGGUGUGGCGAGAAUUUUAAGAACACCUGUGACUGACUUAAGUCCAAUGAAAACUCCCAAAGUUGAAAAGACGCCGCUGAAUGACUUAAGUAGAGUUAGUGGAACGAAGAAGGCUUUGACAAGUCCCAGAGUUCCAAGGUCGUCGAAAAAGAACUUCGGUAAUGCGAGCGCUGUUGCAAGGAGUUUGAGAGCGUCUUUGAACGUCGAAAGUCCCGAAGUCCAAAAGUCGCCGGUCGCGAAAACCCCGAAAGUCCAAAAGUCUCCAAAGACUAGCUUGCGUAAAGUUAGUGGAGUGAAGGCUUUAACAAGUCCCAGAGUUUCAAGGUCUUCGAAAAAGGACUUAGGUAAUGUGAGCGCUGUUGCAACAAGUUUGAACGUCGAAAGUCCCGAAGUCCAAAAGUCGCCGGUCGCGAAAACCCCGAAAGUCCAAAAGUCUCCAAAGACUAGCUUGCGUAAAGUUAGUGGAGUGAAGGCUUUGACAAGUCCCAGAGUUUCAAGGUCUUCGAAAAAGAACUUCGCUAACGUGAGCGCUGUUGCAACAAGUUUGAACGUCGAAAGUCCCGAAGUCCAAAAGUCGCCGGUCGCGAAAACCCCGAAAGUCCAAAGGUCUCCAAUGACUGACUUACGUAAAGUUAGCGGAGUGAAGGCUUUGACAAGUCCCAGAGUUUCAAGGUCUUCGACAAAGAACUUCGCUAAUGUGAGCGCUGUUGCAACAAGUUUGAACGUCGAAACUCCCGAAGUCCAAAAGUCGCCGGUCGCGAAAACUCCGAAAGUCCAAAAGUCUCCAACAGCUGCCUUACGUAAAGUUAGCGGAGUGAAGGCUUUGACAAGUCCCAGAGUUUCAAGGUCGUCGAAAAAGAACUUCGGUAACGCGAGCGCUGUUGCAAGGAGUUUGAGAGCGUCUUUGAACGUCGAAACUCCCGAAGUCCAAAAGUCGCCGGUCGCGAAAACCCCGAAAGUCCAAAAGUCUCCAACGGCUGCCUUACGUAGAGUUAGCGGAGUGAAGGCUUUAACAAGUCCCAGAGUUUCAAGGUCUUCGAAAAAGGACUUCGGUAAUGUGAGCGCUGUUGCAACAAGUUUGAACGUCGAAAGUCCCGAAGUCCAAAAGUCGCCGGUCGCGAAAACUCCGAAAGUCCAAAAGUCGCCAAACACUAGCUUGCGUAAAGUUAGCGGGGUGAAAAAGAUUUUGACAAGUCCCAGAGUACUAAGAUCGCCGAAGAACGACCUGAGCGACGUAAGAGGGGUGAAGAACCUUUUGAAAACUCCCAAAGUCCAAAAGUCCCCAAAGAACGACCUAACUGACUUACGAGGCGUGAAGAACUUGCUAAGUCCCAGACCCAGAAAGUCCCCACGUAACGAUCUGACCGACGUCCGAGGAGUGAAAAAGCUCCUGAAAACUCCGAAACUUCAAAAGUCGCCGAAGAACGACUUACGCGACAUAAAGGGAGUGAAAAAGCUCUUGACAACUCCCAAAGCACAAAAUUCCCCAAAAAACGACUUGACAGACGUCAAAGGCGUAAAACAGUUGUUAGCGUCCCCCAAAACACAAAAAUCCCCUAAAAACGAUCUACUAAACAUAAGCGGGGUCGCCAGACUCCUCAAAACGCCGAAAGUCCAAAAAUCCCCACGCAACGAUUUACGCAACGUCAUCGGCGUGAAACAAGUUUUCGCCAACCCGAAACCGCAAAAGUCGCCUAUGAACGACUUAAGUAACGUCAGGGGGGUGAAAAACGUGUUUAAAACCCCCCGAGUCGCUCGAACUCCCCGCAACGACUUAUCCGACGUGACGGGAGUCAAAACCAUGUUCGCCACACCCGCAGUACAAAAAUCCCCAGAAAACAACCUGUCAAACGUGAGUGGCGUCUUCAAACUUUUGAAAACACCGAAGCCCCGAAAGUCGCCCUUGAACGACUUGCGACACGUCAGCGGCGUGAAAAAACUGCUCAAAACGCCCGCAGUCCGAAAAAGCCCUCGUAACGACCUUUCGGACGUCCGCGGCGUGAAAAAAUUAAUGUCGAGUCCGAAAGUCCAAAAGCAGCCUUUGAACGACCUUUCGGACGUCGAAGGGGUGCGCGAAUUAUUUUCGAGUCCGGCUAGUGUGAAACGCGCGCCGUCGCGCCCCCAGAGAAAGAAGAAAUCUGCAGAAAUUGACAUUUCCGGUAGCGAUCUGCCAACGCCAACUUCACUCACGAGGAGUAGGCGUGGCCGAGGCAAAGAGCCAAUCACGAGCACUCCCGCGCAGGAAGCGGAAACGAGUCAGAGGCGCACUAGACGGAAGAAAUUUACAGAAGGAGAGGUGACACAACCUAACCUCAAAAAUCCGGAAUCGCUCGAAAACGGCACAGAAGUGCGAAAUAUGCGAGUGAGGAGGAAUAGAAAGGAGGAAACGACCGAAGAUGCGUCGGAGGUGAGUGCGGUGGACACCCCACUGAAGAAAACGCGCGGGAAAAAGCGGAAGAGCAGCGCACAGGAAGAGGAAGUACCGCAGAAACGUGCAGCGCGUGGGAGGGGAAGGAAGAACGCGGAUGAAGUGGAGGUAGCGAAGAACGAAGAGAGUCAGGAGAAAAAUCGGCGCGGACGAGGAGGGAAGAAGAAGAAUGACGUGGAUGUGAGCGUUGACGAUGCGAAGAGUAACGGACAGGAAGAGGAAGUGCCGCAGAAGCGUGCGGGACGUGGCAGGGGGAAGAAGAACGUGGAUGAAGUGCAAGAAAAAAAGGAGGAGGAGAAGCCGCGGCGUGGACGAGGGAGGAAGAACGUGGAUGAAGUAAACGUGAGUGUGAAAGCGAGUGCCGAGGAAGUGGUUGAAGAAAAAACACAGAAACGGGGCAGGGGGAGGAAGAACGUGGAUGAGAACGAGAGCAAGAAUGAUGUGGAGGUUGUGCAGAAGGCGAGCACGCGAGGGAAAAGGAAGGUGGAGGAAGUGGAGGUGAUCGAGAAAACGACGAGGAGUAGAAGAGGCGACGACGUGAAUGAGAAAAGUGCAAGUAAUAGAGCGAAGAAAAAGAGUGAGUCGAUUGAGGAUGGUGCAGAAAUCACAAAUAAAAGAGGGAGGAAGGCGAAGACGGAUGUGAAGAAAACGACGGCUAAAAGCAAGGGUGGGGAUGCAGUGGAGGACACUAAAGUGGAUGUCACUGAAGAGAAAAGUACAAGAACACUUAGAACAAGAAACAGAAAGUAGUUUUAUUGUUUUUAACAUUUUAGUUUUUCAUAUGAAUAGAUUUUAUGUGUGUGAGGUUUUGAUUAAAAUGAUUGUUUAUUUUGG